Messenger RNA from Erinaceus europaeus (western European hedgehog), 4683 nucleotides. It is a transcript of the gene ERCC6L, whose product is annotated as ERCC excision repair 6 like, spindle assembly checkpoint helicase. Lineage: Eukaryota; Metazoa; Chordata; Mammalia; Eulipotyphla; Erinaceidae. Bases 78 to 4334 code for a protein of 1418 amino acids. Gene Ontology annotation, molecular function: ATP-dependent chromatin remodeler activity; ATP binding; DNA translocase activity. The transcript is spliced from 2 exons. The record is from RefSeq and is a predicted model, not a curated record.
GCAGUGCACAUGCGCAGGGCAGGAGCCAGCGAAAUUCAAUUUCUGCCGGCCUACACUUGGAGCCCAAGCUGGGUGUCAUGGAGGCGUCCCGAGGGUUUACCGAAUCCCAGGCUUUAAAGCCAGAGCAGGCUGCCCAAUACUUGAGAUAUGUGAAAGAAGCCAAAGAAGCAACGAAGAAUGGAGAUCUGGAAGAAGCACUCCAACUUUUCAAUUUGGCAAAGGACAUUUUUCCCAAUGAAAAGGUGAUGAGCAGAAUUCAAAAAAUACAGGAAGCCUUGGAGGAGUUAGCAGAAAAUGGAGAUGAUGAAUUCACAGAUGUGUGCAGCUCUGGCCUGCUGCUUUAUCGAGAACUGCACAACCAGUUAUUUGAGCACCAGAAGGAAGGUGUAGCUUUUCUCUACAGUUUAUAUAAGGAUGGGAAAAAAGGUGGUAUUUUGGCAGAUGAUAUGGGAUUAGGGAAGACUGUUCAAAUCAUCGCUUUCCUUUCUGGUAUGUUUGAUGCUUCAUUUGUGAAUCACGUGCUACUGAUCGUGCCAACUAAUCUGAUUAGCACAUGGAUAAAAGAAUUUGCUAAGUGGACUCCAGGAAUGAGAGUCAAAACUUUUCAUGGUUCUAACAAGGAUGAACGUGCUAGAAACCUCAGUCGGGUUCAGCAAAGGAACGGUGUCAUUAUCACUACAUACCAAAUGGUAAUCAAUAAUUGGCAGCAGCUGUCAAGCUUGAAUGGCCAAAAGUUUGUGUGGGACUAUGUCAUCCUUGAUGAAGCACAUAAAGUAAAAACAUCAUCUACUAAGUCAGCCAUGUGUGCUCGUGCAGUACCUGCCAGUAAUCGUAUCCUCCUCACAGGAACUCCAAUCCAGAAUAAUUUGCAAGAACUGUGGUCCCUAUUUGAUUUUGCUUGUCAAGGGUCCCUGCUAGGAACAUUAAAAACUUUUAAAAUAGAGUAUGAAAAUCCUAUUACUAGAGCAAGAGAAAAAGAUGCUACCCCAGGUGAAAAAGCCCUGGGAUUUAAAAUAUCUGAAAACUUAAUGGCAAUCAUAAAACCCUAUUUUCUCAGGAGGACUAAAGAAGAGGUACAAAAGGAAAAGCCAAGCAACCAAGAGGCCAUCUUCAGUGAAAAGAAUCCAGAUGUCAGUGUCUCUUGUGAAAUGCCUUCCCUUUCCAGGAAAAAUGAUUUAAUUGUUUGGAUACGUCUUGUGCCCUUACAAAAAGAAUUAUACAGGAAAUUUGUGUGUCUAGAUCAUAUCAAGGAGUUGUUAAUGGAGACUCGUUCACCUUUGGCUGAACUAGGUGUCUUAAAAAAACUGUGCGAUCACCCUAGACUGCUAUCUGCACGGGCUUCUUCUUUGCUCAAUAUAGGGGCUGUCAAAUUCUCUGUUCAAGAUGAAAAUGAAGAAGAUUCCUCAGAUGGAGGCCAUAUUAAUCAUAUAACCGAUGAUACAUUGAUGGAAGAAUCUGGAAAAAUGAUAUUUCUAAUGGACCUGCUUAAGAGACUUCGAGAUGAAGGGCAUCAAACACUGGUGUUUUCCCAAUCAAGACAAAUCCUAAACAUCAUUGAACGACUCUUAAAGAAUAGGCACUUUAAGAUAUUACGCAUUGAUGGAACAGUUACUCAUCUUAUAGAGAGAGAAAAAAGAAUUGACUUAUUCCAGAAGAAUAAAGAUUAUUCUGUUUUUCUACUUACCACUCAAGUAGGAGGUGUUGGCUUAACAUUAACUGCAGCAACUAGAGUGGUCAUUUAUGACCCUAGCUGGAAUCCUGCAACAGAUGCUCAAGCUGUGGAUAGAGUUUACCGAAUUGGACAAAAAGAAAAUGUUGUCGUUUAUAGGUUGAUCACUUGUGGGACUGUAGAAGAAAAAAUAUAUAGGAGGCAAGUUUUCAAGGACUCGUUAAUAAGACAAGCUACAGGUAACAAGAAGAACCCUUUUCGAUAUUUUAGUAAACAAGAACUAAGAGAACUUUUUGUUAUUGGGGAUUUUCAGAACUCUGCAACCCAGCUGCAGCUUCAGUCUUUACAUGCUGCUCAAAGGAGAUCUGAUAAGAAAUUGGAUGAACAUAUUGCCUUCUUACACUCUCUAGGGAUAGCUGGGAUCUCAGACCAUGAUUUGAUGUACACAUGUGAUAUGUCCGUUAAAGAAGAGCUUAAUGUGAUAGAAGAAUCUGACUACAUUCAACAAAGGGUUCAGAAAGCUCAAUUUCUUGUUGAAUUCGAGUCUCAAAAUACAGAACUAAUGGAAAGACAAAGAACGGGAAGUGAGGGGACUUGGCUGAGAGAGCCUGUAUUUCCUUCUCAAACAAAUAAACCCUCUCAACUAAAUAAUCCAAAGCCUUGGCCUUUACCUCGUGGGGCCACUUAUGAUUUUCAGGAAGAAGAAAUUAGUUCUCAAAUGGCAAGUGUAGUCAUUGAUGAUGAUCUACCCCGAGAGAGCGAGAACCAUGAUCUCUCUAGUGAAAAGAUGAAUGAGAGCGUCCUGCAAGAUGGUACUCAAGAUGGUACUGACUCUGUAGCUACUUUACCCAAGGGGUGUAGAAGUAUAGAAAAAGUUUGUGUGACCUCUUUUUUGGGAGUGACAGAAAGUUUCACAACUGAAAGUGAGGCUUUGCAAAAUAAGUCAUUAAGAGAAAGGUCUGUGCAGGAGGCACUGGAAGAGAACCCUCUGGGAAGGUUUAAUUCUUUACUUAGCAAAUCAGUCAGAUCUGAGCCAAAUCCAGGUCUGAUAAAGAAUGAUGAGAUUUUACAUCACUGUGGUUCCUGGUCCAUUAAUCCUGUAACAAAGGAAAACCAAAAUACAGAAUUAAACGCAUUUGUUAUAGAAAUAUCUGAUGAUGACUCAUCAGCAUCCCACAGUGAACUGCAGGACACUCAAGCAAACAAGGCCAAGCUGGAAGAGGAACCAUUAGCAUCUUCACAGUAUGUGUGUGAUUUCAACCUUUUAUUGGAAGACUCUGCAGACAAUAGACAAAAAUUUUCCAGUCAGUCUUUGGAACAUGUUAAACAGGAAAAUAGCCUGUGUGACUCCACAUCUAAUUCCAGAGCAAAUUUUGUGCAUAGCAAUACAUAUCUCAGUUUAGAUCUCUCUGAGAAAGAAGACAAUGAGUCAGAAGCGCUAGUUAAUUUGAAAGUCAGAAGAAAAGCCAGAAGGAUUGCUUCAGAUGAUGAAGAUGAUACUUGUAAAAGUUCUCCGAGCAUGAAUACUUUCAGUGCAUCUCCCUUUCAGUAUUCCUCUGUGAAACAAUUUGAUGCUUCAACACCCCAAAACAACAUCAGUUCACCUGGAAGGUUCUUUUCACAUAAACUACCUGAUAGUUUCAAUAGAUCUCUAAACUCUAGAAGAUCAUUGGCUUCUAGGAGGUCUCUUGCUAAUGUGGUUUUAGAUCAUGUGGAGGAUAUGGAGGAAAGACUUGACAACUGUGAAGCAGAGGUUGUUGAAGAUUAUCUGGAGGAUGAAGGAGCAGAGGAAAGCAGUGGUGAAGCCUCAGAGUGUAUGGCAAAGAAUCCUUCUGGAGAAAUGCUGUCUACAGAAAAUAGGCCCAGCUGGUUAACUAUACCUAAGCCUGGUGCUCCAGCCCAGGAGACUUCUGAUGACCCUGAGUCUGGUUCUCCAGCUCAAGAGACUUCUCAUGAGUCUGGCGGUCUAACUCAAGAGAUUUCUGAGGACCUUGAACCAGAUGUUCCAGCUCAAGAGACUGCUGAUGACCCUAAGCCUGAUGCUUCUUCAGCUCAAGAGACUUCUGAUGAGUCUAAUGUUGUAGCUCAAAAGACUUUUGAUGAUGCUGAGUCUGGUGUUCCAGCUCAAGAGACUUCUGAUGACCCUGAACCUGAUGCUUCGGCUCAAGAGACUUCUAAUGAGUCCGAUAUUGUAGCUCAAAAGACUUUUGAUGACUCUGAGUCUGGUGCUCCAGCUCAAGAGACUUCCUUUGAGUCCGAUGUUGUAGCUCAAAAGACUAUUGAUGACCCUGAGUCUGGUGCUCCAGCUCAAGAGACUUCAGAUGACCCUGAACCUGAUGCUUUGGCUCAAGAGACUUCUGAUGAGUCUGAUGUUGUAGCUCAAAAGUCUUCUGAUAAUCCUGAGCCUGCUGCUGUAGCUCAAAAGAUCUCUCCUGAUGAUCCCAAGCCUUUGUUCGGUGAACAGGUAGUUGAUUCUCCUCAAGAAAAGGCAGCAGAGACAGUGAAUGACUAUGAACUUCUUGUAACGCGGGGGAAAGAACUGAAAGAGUGUGGGAAUGUACAGGAGGCCUUAAACUGCUUAGUUAAAGCACUUGACAUAAAAAGUUCAGAUCCUGAAGUUAUGCUCAUGACUUUAAAUUUGUAUAAACAGCUUAAUAAAACUUGAGAAUAUGGCCUGAUUAUUGUAUUUUAAAGCAAAACUAAGUAGGAGAUAAGUUGUAUCCAUAGUGUGAUUCUUUGGGAGUACUUAGAAUUCAGACUUAAGGAGAGAAAGCAAGUUUUUGUUCUUAAGUUGGUUGUCAGUCCUGCCUUUACUUCAUGAUUCCCUCCUGUGUAUGUAUGCUCUGAGCACUAGGUUAGUAUUUCCUUACUUGAAUAUUCUUGUUCUUUUAAACAUAUUGUAUAAACUUAAUGCAACCUUGAUUUUAGAAAUAGUUUUGUAAAGUUAUUCUGGUAAUAUCUUUUGAAAAUGGUCACUUCCCUAUGUCAAGGUAUAAUUAAAAACAUCAAAGUCA